AUGAUUCGUAUUGUUAUAGUUGGUGGCGGCGCGGCCGGUGCCGCCAUUGCCCGCGAAGUCUCGAAGUUUGUCGAGCCGGCCAAGCACUCGCUGACGCUCAUCAACGCACGGCCUUUCACCAUCCUCCUUCCCGCCUCAGUGCGCAUGACGGCCAUCGGGUCCGAGCAUCUCGAGGAUAAAGUGCUCGUCCCCUUCGACAACCUCUUCAUCAACGGCAACGGGACUGUCGUCGUGGGCCGCGUCACGUCCGUCGAGGCGACGAAGGGCCAGGCUGGUGGGAACGUUGUUCUCGAGAGCGGGGAGAAGGUCGAGUAUGACAUUCUUGUGCUGGUGCCGGGGAAUACGUGGUCUGGACCGCUGGACUUCCCUGAUGGAAAUGAAGCGGUCUAUGAGCAUAUACACGAGUGGCAGCGGAAGUUCGCCGCGGCGAAGAGUGUUGUCAUGGUCGGCGGUGGGGCUGUCGGUAUUGAAUAUGCCGGCGAAGUCCGUGACUUCUUCCCGGACAAGAAGGCGACCAUCGUGCACAACCAAAAACUGCUGUUGAACCCCUACUACCCGGACAAGUUCAGGCGGUACAUAGCAGAUGAUGUUCGCGCUGCAGGCGUGGAGAUGUUGCUCGGUGACUCGGUGGACACUCUUCAGGCCAGUGAGGGCAAGGGCCUUACUACCCGCUCUGGGAAGAAGCUUGAUGCGGACCUGAUUGUACCAUCCUUCGGUGGCAAGCCCGCAACGAAGUUCGUCGCUUCCUUGGGCUCGGACGCCCUCACCAGUACCGGCCACAUCCGCGUGAAGCCGAACCUCGAGCUACCCGACUUCCCGCACGUUUUCUCCGCGGGCGACGCUAUCGAGUGGGACGAACCGAAGCAGGUUGUCUCUGUACUUGCUCAGGUUCCCAUCAUCGUCGCCAACAUCAAAAGUAUCCUCCAAGCCAAAACACCUGCGAAGGAGUAUAAGGGUGCCAUGAGGGCUUUGCUCAUCACUAAUGGCAGGUAUCGUGGGCUUCUCUAUGUGGGCAUGCUCUGGGGCAUCACGCUCGGGAACUGGAUCGCGAGCAGGAUGAAGGGCCGGACGCUUCUCCUUGACAAGGGACGGACGGCGCUCGGCGCAAAACCCUAA
This is a messenger RNA of Peniophora sp. CBMAI 1063, 1116 nucleotides long. Lineage: Eukaryota; Fungi; Basidiomycota; Agaricomycetes; Russulales; Peniophoraceae. The record is from the annotation of a GenBank genome assembly.